AUGGUCCGACAACGCCGUAAACCAGCCUCCGACACAGUCGCGACUGUCAAGAAGCCACACACAGCCGAGAUGACCGUCGACCCAGCCGCCAGAGCCGAGUCCGCGGCGGCUACGCGAUGGAGCACACGGACGCAAUGGAUCUUCUUUGCCAUUGCCAGCGGCGUCUGCGCCGCCUUCAACGGUGCCUUUGCCAAGUUAACAACAACGGAGUUGACCACGAAGCUGUCCAACGCCAUUGCGAAUCUCGUUGGCCUGUCGAAACAUGAGAGCAUUAUUGAAUAUGUUGUUCGAGCCACAUUUUUCACUCUGAAUCUUGUAUUCAAUGGUGUAAUGUGGUCGUUGUUCACGACGGCCCUGGCCAAGGGUACAUCCGCCACGCAAGUGUCCAUCAUGAACACCUCGACGAAUUUCAUCGUCACCGCGUUGCUGGGCAUCGCCGUCUUCUCUGAGAGACUCCCCCCUCUGUGGUGGGCUGGCGCCGCCCUCCUCGUGGUCGGCAACGUGAUUGCCGGGCGCAAGAACGAUAGCGACGAGUCUGCAUCCGCGGACGCUGCUGUGGAGCGGGAACCGCUUCUCCCCCGUGAUGGGCUUGAUUACGCUGAGGAGGCAGCGGAGCCUGCGGACAAGGGCGACGAGGGUCCGGAUGAUCCGGGCAUGCCAGUACAAUAG
Molecule: messenger RNA, 669 nt
Organism: Cordyceps fumosorosea ARSEF 2679
Lineage: Eukaryota; Fungi; Ascomycota; Sordariomycetes; Hypocreales; Cordycipitaceae
Exons: 4
Coding region: 1-669 (222 amino acids)
Source: RefSeq, a predicted model, not a curated record